GUUUAGUAGUUUUUAUUAUUCGAUCGGGUUCGCACGCGCUUUUGUUCUUUUUUUCGUGUAAUUUUUCUCGAUCAUGUUUUAGUAUAUAAAUUAUCUGACUGUGAUUUCAUUGGUGUACAAAACAAUGCGUGUUAUUUGUGUAUUUGCUAUCAAUGUGCAGCACUCUCAACAUUUUUGUGAAACUUUUACUCUGAAUGAGAGGAAUGCAGGGAAAUAACAACAGCAAAAGGAACAAUAACAACAACGACAACAAAAACCACAAUUAUACGAAUUAAUCAAUACCAAUUAAUUGAAUGCUAUACGAUUUUUUUCUGAUUGAAAUCAUCCGCUUGUAUGUUAUAGCGGUGAUGAGAGCGUGUGUUGAAUUGCAGUGUAGAUGUUGUCGACAUGUUUUCACAAUUAAUCGAUAGUAUUUCGCAUAACAUUGCCACGAAUGCCUCCUAGUUCAAAAUUGUUAAAACAAUAACUGCCCUUCGUGUUGUGUGUUUGUGAUUUGUAAAAUUUAUCCAAAAGAUACGGUGUUGUUUUAAUUUCGAUUGACUAUUUAGAUAUAGUAAAAUUUAGUUGUCGACGAGAAAAUUCAUUGACAAUUUCAACCAAAUCAUUUCCGCCAGGCGAAUAAACCGUUUUCAUAACUUCAUGUGUACGAGUUAGAGUAACACAGUUCAGAAAUUUUUUGUUGGAGCGUUUACAUUGAGCGCGUGCAGAAUAGAGAAAACCAAGGAAUUCGCUGUCGAAAGAAUGUAAAAUUUUCGAUGAAAUUGGUUUUCGGUUGGAUUAUUGUGGUAAACCAUAGUCUGUACAUCCUACAGAUACACGAACGUGCCGAUGAAGUGCUCCUGAUUUUCGUCGUUUUCGUAAGGAGUAUGAGGAAUUUAUAUAGUAUUUAAAAAUUGUGUGUUCGUAAUGAAACCCUUUCGAAAGUGAUUUAGUGCAAAAAAGACGAAUAGAGUAAACAAGUGAUAAGUUUUUUUACGUGAACUAUUUAGUGGAUUGACGCUUUUGGAAACUAAACAAGCGCAACAAAUCCCUUCAAACAACACACAACUACUCAUUGAAUAAAAUACACACGAACACAAAACGAAUAAAAUGCUCAGUUUGAUUUUAUUGAGUAUUGGUUUGAUCAGUGCCAAUUUGCCAUAUAUCAACACAGUCAUCAUCGAUACGUCAAAUGAUGCCGAAUGCUUUGCACGAAUAUAUAAGGAGGCGAUGAUACCGCCAACGAAAGUGUUUCGAACGAGUGAAACGAAUUCGGUGCGUGUGUGCAAAGAGCUUUGCAUGUCAGAGGGUUCGAAAUGUCAAACUUUUGCGCUUGGCAUUAGCACGAUAGCCGGUGGAAAUGGCACAUGUCAACUGUCCGGCACCCGUAUUCCCGAGAAUGCCGGCCGAAGACCACGCGGUACCAUCUAUGAUCCCGAGUACAAUCUUUAUCAGCGCAAAGAAAAUUGCCGCAUUCAGAACAACGAAAUGCCACCAAAAGAAGAAGAAAUGCCCACGAUGAUAACAAUCCAAACUGAAAUGUCAAGUGAUCGUCCAGCGGUGCCAGUAAUAACAAUGAGCACAAGCGCAACAAAUGCAAAUGCAAAUACAAUGACAUCGAGUGCAAAUGAUGAUGUUAGUGGUGGUGAUCGCGUGCCAACGGUCCAAACAGCAGGCGAUACAUCGCCAAUGACAGAUUUCACCUCUUUGUCAUCGAUGAAUCCAAUGAGUACAAAUCCGAUGGGCACAAAUCCAUCGAUGCCAGAUGAAUCGGGUACCACAAUGCCCGGAAAUCAGCAAACAUCCAGUAAUCCGUCGAUAUUUUCGAGUAGCAGUGCUUCGGUUCCGACAACAAAUAUGUAUCCAAAUACAGUUGAUAGUACAAAGGGGCCUGGCAUUCCAUCAACUAUGAUAACAACUACAAUGGAUCGCUUUCCGUCUACAUCAACAACGUACGGAAGCAACACAAAUACCGACUUAUCUACAAAUGAAGUGAAACCUCAGACAUACCCACCGUCUAUUUUUACAAUGAUUAGCGGUGGGAGUAGUGGUAGUAGUAGCAAACCAGACGAAUUUACUUAUCCUUCACAAUACCACCACAAAUACAAUUUUUAUCACGAAAUGUACCCCUUUUAUACCUAUCCAACAAUCUAUGAAACAAAUUACCCAGCAAUACCAGGUAGCGGAGGCAGUGGUAGUGGUGUACAGACGUUUCCAACGAUUAGCUAUACACCGACCGUAGAUUACUACGGGACAACGCCAUCGAUGACAACAUAUGGAGGACAUCACGUACCAAACACUGCUUCCACAUACAUGGGCAACGGAUGGAGCAAUGCCGAUGAGAUGCAUCGACGCAAAAAUGGCGGAAGAUAUCCGGAUAGUUCUGGUUCAUAUCCAGAAGGUAAAUAUAAUGGAACGCGAGCACCAGCUUCUGUUCCACACAUUCGAACUUAUUUCAAUCCAGACGAUUACCUUACGAAUGCGAAUGCAAAAAAAAAACCAACGAGCGGCAUCGGCGGUAUCAGUGGCAGUGGUGACGUAAAUGGCGAAAACAACAAAUAUGACUAUCGACCAUCCACGACAUUGAGCCGGCGACCUUGCUUUAGACGCGCGUUGGCUGGAAAACGUGUAGCACCACAAUGGGUUCGGCGCACAUUAACGUGUGAACGAGUCGACGAUUGUCAAGCAGAAUGCGCGCUUGAGAAACGUUUCCCGUGUGAAGGUUUUAAUUAUCAACUCGAUCCCAGUGGACAAGGUCAAGGUAUUUGUGAAUUAAUUGACGUUCCACUGGCCGAAAUCGAUAUAUAUUCGAGUCCCAAUCGUCGUGAUGAGAAUCUUCUAUUCCACCCGGACUACGAUUACUAUGAGCGGGAUAGGAGCGCUUGUCGGCCAUCAUUUUGUAAAGACUGUGGCAGUGGUUCGGGCGGCAAGCCGUAUUUACCAAGGCCCGAUUCACAACCACCAACAAAAUACUUCCCUGAACCGCCUCCAUCAAGCUAUAAUGAUGGUGGUGAUCGUGAUCGUGAACGUGAUCACACUCCGCACUCCGGUGGAAAGCCAUAUCUGCCCACACCACCUGACUACAAUACACCACCAACUACAUACCGCCCGAUCGAUAACUUCAAACCAUUCUCAGACUCAAGACCACCAUCACAUCAUAAUUCCGGCGGCGGAAACUACCAUGGCUCAGAUCGUUUCCAACCACCUUAUGAAAAUACAGCCAUCGAUAAGUACCGUCCAUUACCAUUCGAUUAUUAUGAGCACCAGCCGCCGCCUGAUGCAUUCGAAUACAAUCGCUAUGAUUCAAAAAGUCAUUUCUCAUCAUCGGCCUAUCGGCCGUCAAACUAUGAUUUGGACCGAUAUGAUAAUGUGAAGCCAAUCGAUCGUCCGAUUUAUUCCGAAAUCUCAAUUUAUAAUGAUCCACCGCCACAUUUUCCUAGGCCAAGCUAUUCACAGGACAACGAUUAUCAUCCACCGCGACGACCCCCACCAUCAUCAUCAUCCAAUGACUACUUGGGCCCAUACAAACCGCCAAAUGACUCUGGUUUCUCAUCGUUUGGCUACCGGCCAAAGAAACCCGAACACUUCCCGUCAUCGCACAACUAUUUGGACAGAGAACGUGAAUUGCCGCAGCCACCAAAUUACAAACCACAAAAACCACCUCAAUCACAGCCAUUCAUUCCGUAUACAAUCAAUAAAGAUGCCGGCUCAUGGGCAACUUAUGGUGGUACGUACGGUGGUGCACAACAUUACAAUCAUCAAUCACAAGAUUUCUGGGGAUUGUCAAACGAGAACAAACGAAACGAUGCAAACUUUAAUUAUUUCAAUUUGGGCAAUGGGCCGAAGAUAAAUCCAAACGAAAAUACGGUGCUUAGCUAUCCGGGUAGCAAAUAUGAUACCGGCUAUGAACAUGACAAGGAUAGAAAUUAUUAUGGCAGCCUUUGGACACGACGACCCGGUCAAGAAGAUUGUUCGGUGAAAUCAAGCGAAGGAUUCCGUUUGCACAAAGCCGUCAUUCGCUACGUAUACAAUGUGCCAACGGUAACUGAAUGCGAGCGAAUGUGCUACAGCGAACGAAAAUUCCGUUGCGUUACCUACAGUUAUAAAUACUCACCACAAACCAGGGAUAAUUGCCUGCUCUGCGAUCGUCCAAUGAGCCACUUGGAUUUCUAUACAGACGUCGAACCAAAUCGAGAUUACGACAUUUAUACAAUGUCAGACGAUCCACAAAUGUGCACAAAUCCAGUGGCCACACAUGGACGCCACGAAAAUAAUGCGCAAUGCUUUUUCAGAGCAAUUGACUUUACCAGAUUUUAUAAGUCAAUUGUUCGAGACUCGUUGACCGUGCGCUCCGUUGGAGAAUGUGAAAUGGAAUGCAUCAAAACCACAAAGUUUACAUGUCGUGCAUUUUCGUAUAGAUAUGGCCCGAAGACACCAGGAAGCAUCAUUGACAAUUGUCAACUUUCCGAUUGGCCUGUUCGUGAUAUGGAUAAAGAUCGGCAUUUGAUACAUGACAGUGCAUUUGAUGUGUACGAGCGAGCUAGCUACGGGCAUGGAUGUGAAAUUCAACCAAUCACCGAUGAUAAACAUAAAAAAUUGUGCUAUUUAGGAUAUGGUUCGCCGGCUAAACUGCUUUCAUCAGCUAUUAAAAAAGUGGUCUCAGUUCCAACCGAACUCGAUUGUAAAAACGAAUGUAUUCGUUUCCGAGAGAACUCACCAUUUAAAUGCCACUCAUUCAGUUUUGGUUCACAAGCCUCGACGUUCAAUUGUGAAAUGUCCGAUUUAGAUCAAAGCGAACUGAAAUUGAAUGUUCACUAUGCACAUACAAAUGAUCGUGACUAUUGGCUAUUUGCAUGGAAUCCAUUCGAUUUCACGUGUCGCGAUAAAGUGGCCACCGUCGGGGGCUCCAAUCGGGCGAAUAACGAUCGUCGCAUGGAUAUAUUCCGAGAGAAAGAUGGCGAAAACACGUGGAGCCAUUUUACGGUGUCUGGAAAAGCAUGUCGUAUGGGAUCAUCUUGCAACAAAAAUCUUGUAACGGGUUUCUAUUCCUGCGAAAUUGAUGGCGAUGAAGUCGGUGCAUGGGACUAUUGCUGCAAAUCUGACUAUCCAUGUGGAUACUCACAAGGAUUUGAUUAUCCAUGGUGUUUCGUUGGUGAGGGCCCAGAUCAGUGGAGAACGUGCAGCGAUCGAUAUUUCCCACUAAGUUCCAGCAGUAGUCAUGUGUCUAGCAGCAGCAGCAGCAGCAGCAGUAGUAGUAGCAGCAGUUCGAAUAAAAAGAAAACAUCGCCAAUUUCAUACACGAGUAAUAAGCGAAAAGGUACCAACAGCAACGACUCAUAUCAUCAACAGCCUCCACAGCCUGGUGGUUUGCAAAAUCUCGAAGACAUUGCAUCGGCUCGCCUAUGGCCUAUCACGUACCUUUAUAGCUCAGGACCGCCAAAUUCAACCGAAUUAAGCAAUUUCGUGGAUUGCAAUAAAGAGACAUGCUGAAAAAAAUAAUACAAUAAACCACUUGAUCUGUGAGAGCUAAUUUAAUAAAACAAAACAGGAUUUUUUCUUCAUAAAUUUCAAUUUGGUUUGAACAACAGUAACCACGAGAGAUUAUUCAUGUUUCUAAUGACAAAAAAAAAAAAAACUGGAGUAUUUAACAAAUUAGAUAUAGUAAUUUUCAUUUGUCCAAUGUCCACGAAUGUACCUUUAAUUUGACCCUAAUUCUAAAAACAAACAAACAAACAAAAAUAACUAAAUGCAACUACGAACGUAUUUUUAAUAUUUAAAUUAGCGCUAAGUGGAUUUUUAAUGAAAUAAACAAGAAAAUCAAUUCAAAUUGAUUGCAUCUCUACUAAAAUCGUAACAUUUCUCUGUUAGAACUACUGGUCAUUUUCAUCAUUGCAUUAAAAGAAACCAUUCCCCUAGUUUUGUAUUCAAUUUUUUUUUCCAUUUUGAAUAAAAAAAUAAAUAAAUAUGAAAAAUAAAUGAAAAA
This is a messenger RNA of Sitodiplosis mosellana (orange wheat blossom midge), 5962 nucleotides long. RefSeq lists its product as uncharacterized. Bases 1090 to 5469 code for a protein of 1459 amino acids. NCBI's taxonomy places the organism in Eukaryota, Metazoa, Arthropoda, Insecta, Diptera, Cecidomyiidae. The transcript is spliced from 14 exons. The record is from RefSeq and is a predicted model, not a curated record.